Molecule: messenger RNA, 712 nt
Organism: Eupeodes corollae
Lineage: Eukaryota; Metazoa; Arthropoda; Insecta; Diptera; Syrphidae
Exons: 3
Coding region: 85-654 (189 amino acids)
Source: RefSeq, a predicted model, not a curated record
ACAUGCAUUGUAUCUUAUAUAUAUACACAAAAUUAAUAUAAGUUCAAACAUCAGUGGAAAUUGAUUCACAUUAAAGCUGUAAAAAUGCAAGGAUUUCAUUUAUUUCUUUCUUUGAUGUGUUAUACGGCGGUCACUAUUGCUUCCAAUACUUUGACGGAUUGGGAUUUUAAUAUGAAGCGUUUUGAAUAUAAUACUUCGAAUCCUGAAAUUGCUGAUUUUCAUUUACGCAUAGUACGUACAAAAUCUAACGAAUAUGCUUUUAAUGGGUCUUUCAUUCUUGGUGUCGAUAUUGAUGAUACGGUUUCGGUAUGGGUUAAACUGUAUCGAAGUGAAACGGGAAGUAGUCAAUAUCGACAGACAGCAUAUUCAAUUGCUCCAACAACUUUUUACAAAUUCAUGACAAAUAUCUAUGUGAAAAUGAUGCAAAACGAUCUUUCUAAAUGUACAAAUAUUCCUGUAUAUAAAAAAGAAUUCAAUGCACCCUUAAAAAAAGGAAUAUACUAUGCAAAUAUGUGUGUUUUGGGUAAUAAAAAUAUGCCAACACAUCUACAACCGGGACACUACAGAAUUACUGCUGAACUGUCAUCACAAGUAUUGAAUGCAAAUCUAUUUAUGUCGGGAUACGUUGAGAUAUUUGCAAAAGCAUUUGCAUAGAAUUUUGUGUUUUGAAAAAUUUUAUUUAAUGAUAAUAAAAUAAUUUUGAGUUGUUUCA